AUGCGGAAGAAACAAUGGUCGGGAAGGAUCUGUGCUCCAGGAGGAGGACUCUCCUCCCCCUACUCGCCCGCCACACACCCGCGGGAAAGCACAUCGAUUCGCUUCAGCACAGCCGCCGUUGGCGACGGCCGUUUGAAGGCUAAAGUGGCUGGCAACGUGCCAGCUGCCGCCGUGCUCUCAGGCUUAGGCUCGAGCUGGGCGGAGCCUCCCAAGUAG
Caenorhabditis auriculariae is the source of this 216-nucleotide messenger RNA. NCBI's taxonomy places the organism in Eukaryota, Metazoa, Nematoda, Chromadorea, Rhabditida, Rhabditidae. The record is from the annotation of a GenBank genome assembly.